This is a messenger RNA of Danio aesculapii, 812 nucleotides long. Its product is annotated as high mobility group protein B1-like. Gene Ontology annotation, biological process: regulation of transcription by RNA polymerase II. Gene Ontology annotation, molecular function: DNA binding, bending. Lineage: Eukaryota; Metazoa; Chordata; Actinopteri; Cypriniformes; Danionidae. The record is from RefSeq and is a predicted model, not a curated record. Gene Ontology annotation, cellular component: nucleus.
CUGUGUCUCUCGUGAACGGAGGGCUGAGCACGCACUUGGAAGAGCGCGCAUCGGUGUUAUUGUACUUCAAAGCCCCAUUAUCUAGGCAUCCACAGAAGCUGCAGAUAGAGAAGAGGAUAAAGAUGGGUAAAGAUCCAAGGAAGCCCAGAGGAAAGAUGUCCUCUUAUGCCUACUUUGUGCAAACCUGUCGUGAGGAGCACAAAAAGAAGCACCCUGAAGCCAGUGUGAACUUCUCUGAAUUCUCCAAGAAGUGUUCAGAGAGAUGGAAGACAAUGUCUGCCAAAGAGAAGGGCAAGUUUGAGGAUAUGGCCAAGCAAGAUAAGGUUCGCUAUGAGAGGGAAAUGAAGAACUACAUUCCACCAAAGGGUGAGAAGAAGAAGCGGUUUAAGGAUCCCAACGCACCCAAGAGACCACCGUCAGCGUUCUUCAUUUUCUGUGGUGAUUACCGCCCUAAGAUAAAGGGUGAGAACCCAGGUCUGUCCAUCGGAGACAUUGCCAAAAAGCUUGGAGAAAUGUGGAACAGCUCAUCAGCUGAGGUGAAGCAGCCCUAUGAGAAGAAAGCCGCAAAGCUCAAGGAGAAGUACGACAAGGAUAUUGCCCUGUACCGCACAAAGGGAAUUGCAGGCUUUUCAAAGAAAGAAGGUGGGGAGGAUGAGGAGGAGGAAGAUGACGAUGAGGAGGAGGAUGACGAAGAGGAGGAUGAUGAUGAGUAGAUUAGCUACAGAUGUAGCCUAGGUUCUUGUUCAUGCCAUAACCCCAAUUGUACAUGAUUCACAUCUUCAAACGUAAUACAGCAGAUACAAGAAUUGUUA